AUGGGUAUAUGUAAGACCUUUGGUGCUCAAUGUGGAGGAAUAACUAUGCGAUUAAAUGUUUCUGCAGUUCAAAAACUUGAACUCGAUGUUGCUGCAAAACAAGAUACUCAACUUAUUGAAAAGAACCUUGUAAAGAAGUGCAUUGAGGUGUUAUUUGAAAUUGUAGGGAACGAGUUCUAUGAAGCCUUCUCUAAGAACUUGAAGUACGUUUUCAGCUUGGACGGCCCCAACAAUUUUGCAAGGAGAGUCCAUAGGAUGCUUAAGUUUGGUCUGAGCAUCAAUGAAGAUGAGGCAGCAAACAAUAUACCUCCGCUUGAGGAGGAUAGCUAUGAGGAGAGCAAGAUGGAAGAAGUUGACUAUGAAAUUGGCACAUGA
Amborella trichopoda is the source of this 375-nucleotide messenger RNA. RefSeq lists its product as uncharacterized. NCBI's taxonomy places the organism in Eukaryota, Viridiplantae, Streptophyta, Magnoliopsida, Amborellales, Amborellaceae. The record is from RefSeq and is a predicted model, not a curated record.